Messenger RNA from Mucor mucedo, 1468 nucleotides. RefSeq names its product enolase C-terminal domain-like protein. Lineage: Eukaryota; Fungi; Mucoromycota; Mucoromycetes; Mucorales; Mucoraceae. Bases 82 to 1401 code for a protein of 439 amino acids. The record is from RefSeq and is a predicted model, not a curated record. Gene Ontology annotation, biological process: carbohydrate catabolic process; amino acid catabolic process. The transcript has 2 exons. Gene Ontology annotation, molecular function: L-fuconate dehydratase activity; magnesium ion binding.
AUCAUCUCCAUAUAAAUAACCCAUCUCGUUUCUCUUUCUCUUUUUUUUUUUGAAAUAUUUAUUUUAACUUUUACACACAAAAUGGUCCAACAAUUAAUUGACUCUACUAUCACUAGUUACGAAAUCAGAGAUAUUCGUUUUCCCACCUCUAAACUCUUAGAUGGUUCUGAUGCUAUGAACAAGGAUCCUGAUUAUUCUGCUGCCUAUGUUAUUUUUUAUACUGACUCCAAGGAUUUGGAAGGUCACGGAUUGACUUUCACUUGUGGUCGUGGUAACGAGGUUGUUUGUUCUGCUAUUGAACAAUUCGCACUCAAGUUUGUCGACAAGAAGUUGUCUGAUUUGGUCAAGGAUAUGCGUGCCACCCAUCAAAUCUGUACAGGUGAUUCUCAGUUGAGAUGGAUUGGACCUGAGAAGGGUGUUACUCAUUUGGCUACUGGUGCUGUCAUCAAUGCCAUUUGGGAUCUUUGGGCCAAGGCUGUCAAUAAGCCCGUCUGGAAAUUGGUUGCUGAUUUGACUCCUGAAGAAUUCGUCCAAUGUGUUGAUUUCCGUUAUAUCACUGAUGUUAUUACUCCCGAACAAGCUGUUGAGAUGUUGCGUGAAAAAGCCGCUACUAAAGUAGACCGUGAGAAUGAGAUGCUCCGGGACGGUUUCCCAAGUUAUACCACUUCUGCUGGAUGGUUAGGUUACAGCGAUGAAAAAGUCCGUAGAUUAAUUCGUGAAGCCAAGGCAGAAGGUUUUACGUACUUUAAACAAAAGGUUGGUAGUGAUAGAGCAGCUGAUGUUCGCCGUGCUGCCAUUAUCCGUGAAGAAAUCGGAGCUGACGGUGUAUUGAUGAUGGAUGCCAAUCAAGUUUGGGAUGUGAAAGAAGCUAUUGACUGGAUGCAAGAUCUUUUACCCUUCAACCCUCUUUUUAUCGAGGAACCUACUUCUCCUGAUGAUGUUCUUGGCCAUGCCACUAUUCGCGAAGCUUUACAUCCCAAGUGUGCUGUUGCCACAGGUGAACACAUUCAAAACCGUAUCAUCUUUAAGCAACUUUUCCAAGCUAAAGCUAUCGAUUACUGCCAAAUUGAUUCUUGUCGUGUUGGUGGUGUGAAUGAAGUUCUUGCUAUUAUCUUGAUGGCUAAUAAGUUUGAAAUUCCUAUCAUCCCUCAUGCUGGUGGUACCUUCUUGGUUGAAAUGGUCCAACAUUUAUCUUUGAUUGAUUAUAUCUGUGUUAGUGGUACUCUUGAUCGCCGUAUGCUGGAAUAUGUUGAUCACUUGCAUGAACAUUGUAAGACUCCUGUCCAGCUCAAAAAUAGUAAGGUGUCCCCUCCUCUUGUUCCCGGUUACUCCGUAGAGAUGUAUAGACAAUCUAUUGAAGAUUAUACUUUCCCAACUGGAAAAAUUCACAAAAAAAACUAGAUGUCUUGUAGAAAAUUUAAAACCCACAUCUAUUCCCUAUUAUAUUAUAAAUAAAUCCUUUUCCCCA